Messenger RNA from Leptopilina heterotoma, 4182 nucleotides. RefSeq names its product muscle segmentation homeobox-like (gene Msx). Gene Ontology annotation, molecular function: RNA polymerase II transcription regulatory region sequence-specific DNA binding; DNA-binding transcription factor activity, RNA polymerase II-specific. Gene Ontology annotation, cellular component: nucleus. Gene Ontology annotation, biological process: embryonic morphogenesis; regulation of transcription by RNA polymerase II. Bases 799 to 2190 code for a protein of 463 amino acids. The transcript has 3 exons. Lineage: Eukaryota; Metazoa; Arthropoda; Insecta; Hymenoptera; Figitidae. The record is from RefSeq and is a predicted model, not a curated record.
GUACCCGGCAGUCGCGCAAACGUGUUCGUAUUGGUCCGCAUUCACCGCUUACUGGAUCUCCGGCUUUUGCGGGGGCGGUGCAGCAUCAGCAACACCGAUGCUCGGGCUUUCCGCUCCCGGAGCAGGGACCUGGUAAUCAGUGCCGUUUCCGCGGCAGUAGCGGCUACCACGCGAUUUUACAUAACCCUUUUGACCCUAAUUUGUUUUAUUUCUUUUUUUUCCGUUUUGCGGAAUCCUCUCAUAUGAUUCCGUCCUUUUUCGUUGUUUUCAAUUUUUCAUUUUAGGCUCUAUAAUUACAAUUGUGCUUCGUGGAAUAGUGUUAUCGCUAAAAACAGGAUUGAAGUGAUUUUCCCGUAAUUUGGGGACAAAUUUUUACUGCGAUGAUCCAAAAUGUUUGAAGGAGCUUACUAAAUAAGAUUAAAGAGAUUUACUGAUCUGGAAAGGAUUACUGUUGAUGAUUCGAAUGAUGAUGCGAAAGGAAUACUGAUUAUGGUGAUUUGAAAGGAGUAAUGAUGAUUUGAAAGGAUUGACAAUUGAAAAGGAUUUAAUCUUGAAGAGGAAUAUUGAUAAUAGAAAAGGAUUGAUGAUGAAAGAAACCGGCGAUUGUUGGUAUGUUUAGGGAUUUGGCGAAAUGAUUCGCUAAGAGAAAAAGAGGACCUUUUGUCAUGUGACAAAAGUUAACAAGUGGGUGUUUUUUUGGUGUUAUUGUUAAGGAAUGAGAUCAACUUGUCGCGAGUCUUGAUAGUGAUUUUUGUCAGCGGUGCUGAUGGACAUCGGCGUAGGUGACGAUCGGCAGGAAUGAGUAGAGAAGGAACGGUAAUGCAGGAGCCGGAGGCCUAUGAGGAUAUGGAUAUGGCUACCGCGACGUCAGCAUCCUCGACAUUAAAGCCCCGCAGUGGGAAAAUAAGUUUUAGCGUUGAUUCGCUGUUGAGCAGUACGAAGAAGUCGCCGACGGCUGCGUUCGGCCGAAGGGACUCGGAGUCUGAUCGACUCGAGGCGGACAAGAAUUUUGAAAUGGAGGCGAGAUAUCGUGAAUUGCUCCUGGAGCAACAACGUCUUCAGAGUAGAGAACUUUUGGCGAGAUUGAGUCCUCAUGGUGUGGCGGCGUUUGGUCAUCAUCAUCAUCAUCAGAGGACGUCAAUGUCCGAGCAUCAUCGGCAGGAGAUGUUGACUGUUAAGGAUUUUUCGAGGACCAAUCAUGAUAAAUCAUCGUCGCCGAUCAGAAUUGAAUUGGAGCAGAGGGACCAGGACGAUGGGAGCGGUUGUGUCUCGCCGGAUAGUAGAAUUAAUAAUGAACUUAGUAGGCGGGAGAGGCAGGAGGAGGACAGGGUUUUAAAUCGAUCGGUGUCGCCAAUUCGAAGGGAGUUUGACGACAGGAGUGAUUCGGACGCGAAUCGAUCACUCGAGGGUGAUAGAACGACGGAUCAUCUCGAUGAGGAGCACGAGAUGAGAAGUGUGGGACAGAGCGAGGAUUUGAAUGUGAUGGACUCGGACUGUGAACUUGAGAGGGACUUAGAAUUGGGGAGUCAGGAGAAGGAGAAAUCAAGUCCCGUGGUUCCCCAACCAAUACACCCCGGGGUGCAAAGGUCCUCGGGGCCUUACCUUGGACACUCGGGGGGUCCCGGGUGGAAUCCCGCAGGAUUUCCGCAUUCACUUGCCGGGUUCGCGUGGCUACCCCCACCCCCACAUACGCACAAUCAUCAUGGACACCUUUACACGUCACAUGGAGGACCCACGAGUCCUAACGGUGAUUUAAGAUUGCCAGGUCCUGGACCCGGACCAGUGAGAUGUACAUUAAGAAAGCACAAACCUAAUCGAAAACCAAGAACACCUUUUACAACGCAACAAUUGCUUUCGUUAGAAAAAAAAUUUCGCGAGAAACAAUAUCUAACGAUAGCAGAGAGGGCGGAAUUUUCCUCUUCGCUUCACCUCACAGAAACGCAGGUGAAAAUAUGGUUUCAAAAUCGAAGAGCAAAGGCGAAACGAUUGCAGGAGGCGGAAAUUGAAAAAUUGAGGCUUUCGGCGAGGCCACUUUUGCAUCCGAGUUUUGGUUCGGGACUUAUGUUUUCGGGAGUCGUACCUCCAGGAACGCCGGGAGUUCCACCAUUUAUAGCGGCAGCAAUGGCAAGGCAUUCGCACGCUGCAGCUGCAGCGGCCAUGUUUAUGGGUCCUCCUGGACACAGACCUUGAGAAUUGAGGUCCACAGACCUUCAAAUAAAUAAGGUUUGAGAAACCGAUACAAAAAAGAAAAACAGAACAAAAACAAACGUGAUAAUAUAUAAAUUUACUUGUUAAUUUUCGAGGCUACACAUAGUUCGUGAUAAUUUUUUUUUCUAAGUGGAGUUUUCGCAUAUUUUUUCUCACAAUCUUCGAUAAACUAAAAGUUUCAAUUUCUUUUCGAAUUUAAAAUGUAAAAUUUCAAUUCUAUAGAUUUAUUUUUCUGAUAUUGAACGUCGAUUGAAACGCAUUUUAGAAAAUUGAUUAAAUAGAAAUAGAGACGAGAGCGCAAGCGCGGGAGUGAGAGAGGGGGCAAUGAGUGCGAGAAGGAAAGACUCUCGCACACGCGCUCCGCUCUCUAGAAAAAGCGAUUAUUACCUAUAGAAAAAAAUCGAUUUUUUUCAAAUUAAAAUCACCCCGAAGUGCAAUUUAUUCCACUUUAUUACCGCGCCAAACUAAAAAAAAAGAAAGAAAAGCAAAAACGAGUUUUGUAAUUUGCUUUUCGGUUAUAUGUGCGAAUAUUAUUACUGAAUUGCCACUUUCCUCAAUUUAUACGACUAUCAAAUGAGCAGUAUUAUCAAUUUAUGAACUGCAUACACUUUAAAGUGCGGAAGAAUAAAUUUUUCUUCAUUUUCAAUCUAUAAGGAGAGAAAGUAGAAUUUUUUCGAUAUCAAAUAUUUUGUUUUUUCCCUCUGGAAAUUAUAAAUAUAUUCGAAUAUUAAAGAGAAAGCAUAUUUUAAUGGCAAUUGCUUUACGCUUCCUUUGCGAUCUUUUAAGAAACUAUUAAUGAAUUUCUAAAUGAUUACAACUAUUUGUUUUUUGUUUCUUAAUUUUCAAUCGAAACUCCACUAAUAAUAAUGUAUGCCCAAAGAGACUGAAGACAAAUAAAAAAAAAUAAAAAUGAAAAACGAGUCGAACGAAUUUGUUUCUUUUUUUUUUAUUCUACACACUAAAAUGGUCUUUUAUGAUACCUGCAUGUGACUUUAAUACGGUUUUUAAUGUCCUGGUUAACGAAUGCAGUCUAACGAGUAAUGACUUCCACAGACUUGGACUUCCAUAAGACCAGCUGUGUUCGAUGAGAAAGUAUUUACGUCGCCUUGGUCGAUUGGACAGUCCCGCACACAUGUUUCAGGGUGAACACAAAAAUAUUAGGACUUAAAUUGUUUUCACGCAAAAUUUAUCGCCGCACAAUUUGAAAUAGAUUUAAAUUCUUUUUAUUUCCUUUCGGCAUUUUUUUUUCUCAAAACCUUCCGAGAAUGAAAAAUUACUGUUCUUUUUUGCACUUGCUCCCAGGAAAUAUUUUCAAAAAAAGAUUUUUUUUAUUUUUUGCUUUAUUGUAAAAACUUGCAAAAUUCGAAAUCGAAAAGAAAACAAAAUGGUCCUCUAAAAUAGUAAUUAUAAUGAUCAUGAAAGCAUUUACAAAAAAAAAGCAUUUGCGCUUGAUCUCUAAUGCAAAGUACAUGUAAAAUGUACAUAUGUAAAUAAAUUGUCUCUACGCUGAUUAUAAAAUAUAGUAAUAGAUUAUUAUUUGCAGGGUGGAAAAUUUUUCAUUUCUUUCGAAAGAAAAUAUAUUUCGAUUUAUUAUACCAAAAAUAGAUAAAUAUUUUUUUUUCUCCAUUAAAGGAAAAAUUUAAGAAAAAUAAAUUUUUUUUACCUCUUGUUUAAAAAAAGAAAAAUUGUUUUCGUCACAAAAUUCUUUUUUUUUAAACAUCCUGUAUAAUUUUCUUUUGUGUAUAUAUAAGUGUGUAUGUGUGCGUGAGGGAAAACAGAUAUGUAAAUUAUGUAUCUACAUGUAUGAUGAUUAAUGAACAGACAAAUACAAAAAUUGCAGGAAAGAUUAAUAAUAAUAAAAGAAAAAAAAAUUUUAUGAACAUUUCUUUCCUGUACAAAGCUCUGUAUAAAUGUAAACUGAUAAUUUAUCCAUGAAUGAUGUUAUAGUGAAAUAAAAGUGAUUUCAAUAUUUAA